Molecule: messenger RNA, 4359 nt
Organism: Megalopta genalis
Lineage: Eukaryota; Metazoa; Arthropoda; Insecta; Hymenoptera; Halictidae
Gene: mus101
Product: mutagen-sensitive 101
Biological process (GO): DNA replication initiation; mitotic DNA replication checkpoint signaling; mitotic G2 DNA damage checkpoint signaling
Source: RefSeq, a predicted model, not a curated record
GGGACCAAAAUGAAUCAGAGCAGAAGGCACUGAUAACCUAGAAUUUACAAGCUUUCUCUUUCUUGUAAUAGAACAUUUAUCCUGUAAAUACAGUAAAGUAUUAUGAGUAUGGACACACGCUUCCUCGAGAAUUAUUCAACUCGAAUAAACCGGCGUUGGCGACGAUCGAGACGUCUGCGCAGAACUUGUUGAGCAGUAAAAUGGUUGGGAUACGCUGGCCAGCUUAGACAGCACUAAGGAAGAGGGAGAAAGAAAAACGUACAGGAUUUUAGUUUUUAUAUUUCACAUAAACAUGAGCGAGCAGAGUCAAGUCGAUAACGAUGUAAAUCUUUAUUUUGUUGUGUCAAGCAAAUACAAAACUGAAGAUGAUUGUAAUGAAGACAUGUGGCAGGCAUAUAAUAAUUGCUGUGAGCAUAACCUGCAACCGAUAUGGGUUACUGAAAAGAAAUGUAAUAAAAUGGAGCCUGCUAAAAAUGAUGUCUUUGUAAUGGAGGAAUUUAAGGGUAGUGCAUUUGAGAGAUUGAAGACAUUUAAAUGUCCGCUGGUUGGACCUAAAUGCUUGCUAAUCUGCUUUGUCAAUGGUCAACCAAUUCCAGAAGGUACAAGUCCAGUGUAUACAACAGCUAUGAGAGGACUUUGUGUGUGUGCAUCGGGUUUGACACCGCAAGAAAAAGAACACGUAGAAAAAUUAGUAGAAUACAUGGGUGGUAUUUUUACCAAACAAUUGCGCAGUCGUGUAACACAUCUUAUAACUGGAUCAGUGAUGUCUGCAAAGUAUGAGGCUGCUACAGAUAUGAAAAUACCAAUAGUUACUAAGGAGUGGGUAGAAGCAAUUUGGGAGGCAAAUUUAAAAACAUUUGUUCUACCAGACGAUGACAUGUUCAAUAAAUAUAAGGCUUCCGUCUUUCUUAAUUUAAUAGUGACAUCGACUAACCUCCCAAAGCGCAAAAAAGAUGAAAUCAAACUUUUAAUUAAUGAACACGGAGGGACGUUUAUGGGCCCUCUAGAUGGUGCAAAAGUUAAAGUCUUAAUUGCUCCAGAAAAUAGUCCAAUGAGUGAAAAACUGAAGUAUGCAAAGCAAGCAAAUAUAGCAUGUUUGAUACCAGAUUGGGUUUAUGAGAGUAUAAAAGUGGGCUACGCUUUACCUUUUAAAGAUUUUUUAAUUAAACCAUUGAAAGCAUAUUCUACUCCAGAGAAAUCAAAUGCAUAUGAUACAUUUAAUUGUUCUGCCAUAAGUUCCAUACCGUGCGACAUACAACCAGGGAAUUGUGUAGACGAAAGUAUGACAACGACAAUAAGCAGUUUUCUUUCAACGGAUUCUCUAUCUAGAGAUACAAACGUUAAUACAAAUGCAGUUUUGGAAAGACUAACUUUCAACGAAGCAAAAUUGUCCGGUCCAUUUUUGGACGGAUGCAAUAUUUAUCUCGCCGGAUUUGCUUCCAAUCAAAGAGACAAGCUCAAUAAGAUAUUAAAUGUAGGUAGUGCAACACGUCUAGAUGAUAUAUCGGAUGCUGUAACGCAUGUCAUCGUUGGAGAUGAAAGUAGAGCCAGCAGUGAUCUUAAAAUGUUGAAAUCAAAAGGAUUAUGUUCCCAUAUUUUAACUUCGGAAUGGCUCGAGGAAAGUAUGAAAUUAAAACGCCCCGCACCGGAAGAAAAUUAUUUGUUUGUACAAAAGCAUGGUCCAGCACAAAAAGUUCCAGAACCUCCCUCCCCGUUAAGCAAAAGAAAUUUACAGAUGUUGCAAAAACCGAAGAAAGUACCCAUACCAUCUUUCGACAUAGAUAAAAAGUUGGCAAUGUUAGAAAAAGAAAAAGACUCUGAUCUUGUGCAACAGUAUCUUCAAGAUACAGUUGUUCCAGGGAACGAUACGAGUAUACAAGAAUUCCUUAAACCGCACACGCCCGUAAAGGAUGACAAUGAAAAGACUUUAGUCUACAAUCGUAACAGCCAGAUCAAGUCAAUGAAAGGCACAGUUUCAUUCGGAGCUACAGAAAGUAAAUAUUCGGCAGAUGAUAGUGCAGUACCGAUCAGCCAAACAUCGACGUUAAAUGAUAGAUUAUUUGAAGGACUCACGUUCGUCGUGGUCGGCUUCAGCGAAGAAGAUGGUUAUGUAGCAGAAACUAUCGCAGCAAUGGGUGGUCAAGUAGUUUCAAGCAUGUUUGCCGGUAUUCCAGAUUAUGGAGUUGUACCAAAAUGUGGUGCUGUAUUGAAACAUACCGUCAACGAAAUUGUCACCGACCUGUUUAUAGAAGACUGUGUAAACCAGGAAGCAAUAGUUGACAUUGUGUACUAUCAUAGACCUUUAUCUAUAAAAAAACAUUCGAACCCAUUAUCAGGUUGUGUUAUCACAAUGAGCAUGUACACUGGUGUAGAACGAACGUUUCUUGCGACGCUAGCUACAGAACUGGGCGCAAUGUGCCAAGAUAUUUUUGUACGUAAAACCAAUCUUGAAAAGAAGACGUAUGGAAGUACCCAUUUAGUAUGCCCAACACCAGAAGGGAACAAAUACAAUGCUGCAGUGAAAUGGAAAUUGCCAGCUGUCACUGCCGACUGGUUGAAAGCUUGCGCAGCUCAAACAAAACGCGUUAACGAGACUCCGUAUCUUGUAGGCGAAACUAUAGCUCUUGAAGAACCGAACGAGAAUGGAAACAUAAGCGCAUCUAGUUCUGAUACAAAUCAAAUGGGUCCUCCAUUGGAGGUGCCAAGCAACGAUAUUAUUACUCCGAAACGACCUUUACCUAAUUUACUGAGUCAAGAGGGCAGUUCAGGAGACACUCCACUAAUAAAUAAACGACUCAGUUUGCUUAUGAAUACGACCCCACAGUCGCCGUUCCAUGUGUCGACGCCCGAAACACCAUACGGACAAGUGUUUAAACCAAAUCCAUCACCGGAUACGAGGAAAGGAUGGCUUAAGUGGAUAAACAAUUUCCCAGACUUAAGAGUGAAGGAACCUCCCUUAAAAAGAAGACCACCUAGUACUCCUCUUUCCGAAUUGAAAAGACAACUAUGGCAAAAAUUGGUAAACGAUUGCCAGGAUCGAAACGAUGAUGCGAAUGAAAUGAUGGUCACUGAUAACAAUGAACCAGCUGCAGAAACACCUGUGGAAACGAAAGAUUCCACUGAAAUGUCUCCAUCUACUCCAAUCAAUAGAAAAUUAGUGUUCCCUAACGAGAAUCCACCAGAAAAUAAUGAAAUUAAUAUGCAAAUUGCACAGUUGCAUCAAGUACUUCAAAGAACCUCGAGCACGCCUGAAAAUAGAUAUUCCCUUUCCGGAGAAAGUGCAAGCACAUAUAACACAGAGCCUUCUGAUCCCAUACAAAAAUUUAUCGUGAAAGACUCUCAACCAAUUGAUGCUAUUGUGUGGGAAGAUCCGAGUCACUCGAAACGCUUAACGUUCAAUGAGGAACAGAAUGAAAGUGUUCGUAAUCACCGCACAAUAGACGACGAAGAAGAGCUAGAUGAAGAAGAGGAAACUAUGGAGGAGCAGGCAGAAGAACCAGAGCCUCCAAAGAAAUUGAAAUUCAUGUUAUCUGGUAUAAAGGACAGAAUAACUUUUGAACAAGUAAUAAAAGAUCUCGGUGGCGAUGUAUCGGUGGAUGCUAAUUUCGAUAUGAGCGCAACGCAUUUACUUUGCAUUAGACCAUCGAGAAACGAAAAAAUGCUUGGCAGUAUCGCGUCAGGAAAGUGGAUUCUCCAUUGUAUGUAUUUGCGAGACUCUGAGCAAGAAGGAAAAUUCCUUGACGAAGAAAAAUACGAGUGGGGUAAUCCAAAAAGUAAAGGCAUUAUUCCAGACCCAACAGGAGAAGUGGAAGAGACAAUUGCCAAAGCAGCUUACAAAUGGAGGCUUCAAUUGUUGAAAGUUCCAACUGGUCCCUUUCAUAAUAUGGUAGCUCUUCUACUAGCUUCCGGAGAUAAACACGAUCAAUUUAAAAGGUUAAUCGAAGCUGGAGGCGGUAAAGUCGUUCAAGCAAGGCCACCGUAUGACACAAGUCCAACUGGGAAAAAAAUUACGCAUUGUUUCGUCAAUCUAAGACAAGUCAGUCAGCCAAUUGACUGGGCAAUGUUGGCGAGCAAAGGUAUUUUAUGCUUCAUGCCACAAUAUUUGAGCGAUUAUCUAACAGCACAAACACCGCUGAAUCCGCGAGAAUGCGUAAUACCGGAAUUCAGGAAGUAUUUAACGUUACUGCCGAAGUGAAAAAGUAAAAAAAGAAAAUCUUUUUGAUAAGAUUUUGUACGAUAAUAACUGAAUUGCUAGGUUGUGUAAAUAAAUGGAAUUAUAUUUCUCAUGUCUUAUAAAUUGCCUGUUUAUUAGCCUAAAGUUAUGUACUGUGGCUUAUAAUACAAUAAGUAUUUGAAAGA